This is a messenger RNA of Solea solea (common sole), 6814 nucleotides long. RefSeq names its product myosin IXb (gene myo9b). The record is from RefSeq and is a predicted model, not a curated record. The transcript is spliced from 41 exons. Gene Ontology annotation, cellular component: myosin complex. The coding region runs from base 254 to 5938 and encodes 1894 amino acids. Gene Ontology annotation, biological process: intracellular signal transduction. NCBI's taxonomy places the organism in Eukaryota, Metazoa, Chordata, Actinopteri, Pleuronectiformes, Soleidae. Gene Ontology annotation, molecular function: GTPase activator activity; microfilament motor activity; ATP binding.
AAGUUUUUCAACACAGGACAACAACGAGGAGAGGGCGUCAGUCUCCUCGAAAUCUCAAAUAAAACUGUGAUUUUCAUUUGUACUUUUUCGCCAACAUGCUGGGAAACGACCUUUUAGUAGUGUUUUAAAUCUAACUACAAACUCUUUCACCGGCCCACCUUUGUGGGGUUUUUUUGGAGGAGAAUCUCAGAAGAUGCUGGCAGACAGUUGGGACAGUGAGUUAUGUUGAAGUCUGCUGCGUCUGUAAACCAGGAUGAGCACUAUGGAUGGAGCUGUGGCCCCUGAGCAGAAUGGAAAGGACCGCGUUGUGCAGAUCUACCCCAGGGUGUCCCAGGACACGGCCGCCUACUGUCCCCUGCAGAUCAGCGUUGAUGACACGCCGAAGUCGGUCAUCAACAAUGCCAUCAUCACACUUGGCCUGGACUCCAGCCAAAAGUACACGCUGCUGGAGGUCAGGAGGAACAGUGAAGAAGAGAUGCUGCUUGAUGAUGGCGACUGCCCUCUGAUGCGAGUUCUGCUGUGGCCGAAAGAGGCGCAGAGAUGGCAUCCUCGGGGCCAGGGCUACCACUUCAUCCUGCAGCAGCAAGCCAUCAAUGGAGGCAACAAGGGAGGCAACGCAGACGACUGCUAUGACCUGUGCAACCUCCAAACUGUGACUGAGGAGAGUAUUCUCGAGGCUUUACGCCAGCGCUUCUACGGGUUGAAAAUCUACACCUAUGCCAGCAGGAUCCUUAUCGCCAUCAAUCCCAAUAAGUUCCUGCCUGUUUACUACAACCCCAAGUACGUCAAGAUGUACGAGAACCAGCCACUGGGCAAACUAAGCCCCCAUAUAUUUGCAAUAGCAGACGUGGCCUUUCGUACCAUGCUCAGCAGGCAGGUAAACCAGUGUAUUGUUUUAUCUGGUGAGAGUGGCUCAGGGAAGACUGAAAGCAGCAGUUAUCUCAUCCAUUGCUUGACUGCACUCAGCCAGAAGUCUUACUCUGCUGGACUGGAGCGGACCAUUCUUGGGGCAGGACCAGUGCUAGAGGCCUUUGGCAACGCGAUGACUGCAGAGAAUAACAACUCCAGUCGCUUUGGGAAGUUCAUCCAGCUCAACUAUCUGGAGAGCGGUGUCAUCAGAGGGGCUGUCAUUGAGAAGUACCUCCUUGAAAGGUGCCGCCUGGUGUCCCGAGAUAGGAGAGAGAGGAACUACCACGUGUUCUACUAUCUGCUGGUGGGAGCGUCCAAAGACGAGCGGGAGGACUUUUAUCUACUCAAGCCACAAGAUUAUCUCUACCUCAAGCAGCAGGACUUCCAUAUAGACGAUGUGGAGAAAUUCAGGCAGGCGUACAAAAGGCUCCAGCAAGCUAUGGAAAUGGUCGGCUUCCUGGCCUCCACAAAAAAACACAUAUUCUCCCUCCUCUCCGCCAUACUCCACCUGGGCAAUGUGACGAUCACAGCGUCAGACGACACUCAGAUCCUGGAGGCUGGACCUCCUGAAGUCCUGUCUACACUGACUGACCUGCUCAAGGUGAAAAAAGAGCUGCUGGUGAAGACUUUGACCAAGAAGAGAGUGGUGACCGCUAAUGCCACCAUAGACUCACCGUACACACUCGAAAUGGCCUCCAAAAUGCGGGACUCUAUGGCCAAGUCAUUAUACAGCACUCUGUUUGACUGGAUCACCCUUCAUAUCAACCAUGCACUGCUCAAUAGACGAGACAUGGAGGAUUCAGUCUCUUGUUUGUCCAUUGGUGUGUUGGACAUGUUUGGAUUUGAGAACCUCCGGACAAACAGCUUUGAGCAGCUGUGCAUCAACUACUCCAACGAGAAACUGCAGUGUUACAUCAACCAGCACAUCUUCAGGGUUCAGCAAGAAGAUUAUGUGUCAGAAGGCAUUGCUUGGCAAAACAUUGACUACAACGACGACAGUGGCUGCAUUCAACUGAUCAGUGAGAAGUCGACGGGACUCUUUGACCUGCUGGACGGUGAGAGCAACCUUCCUCAGGCCACAGAUGAAACCCUGCUGGACAAGUUCAAGCAGCAGCAUUUGGACAACCCGCUCUUUGUACCCUCGCCAAACACAGAGCCAACAUUUGCCAUCCAACACUUUGCUGGGAGUGUUGAAUAUCACAUCAAGGACUUCAGAGACAAGAACACGGAGCACAUGCGUCCAGAGGUUGUGUCCUUACUGCGGAGCAGCGAGCGUUCAUUCCUGCAUCACCUGGUCACGUCCAGUCCACAGGCUCUCUUCAGAUGGGGCGUCCUCCGAGCCACUAUUCGUAUCCUGGCAGUGUUCAAACACAUGGGACGUCGGCGGGCUCAAUUGUUGGCCGACAGACGAGGCUCCCGCAAGUCCCUCAAAGACUUCAGAAGGUACAGUGGCACGAUGAACCGAUUAUCCAGCAACAGCCUCACUCUGGACUUCUCCUUCGAUCGCUCCGAUGAACAUCCUCUUGAUGUGUUUGAAGACAUAUUCGCCAGUUAUGAACUGAAAAAGAAAAGUAGAAGCGGUCGCCAGAAGCAGCUCAUUCCGAAGAACCUAAUGGAUAUGCGCUCACUCCAACAUAUUGUUGGCCUUACUGCACAUGAUCGAACCAGCAAGUCCAUCUUCCACCCUCACUGGAGAACACCACUGCCCACUGUUGGCGCCCAGUUUCAGGCCUCGACCAGGAAGCUGAUGGAGACAAUCGAAAGAGCCGAGCCUUUCUUUAUUUUCUGUGUUCGCUCCAAUGCUGAAAAGAGGGAGCUGCACUUUGAUGAGGAACUUGUGCGACAGCAGAUCAGACACAUAGACUUGCUGCCGGUGGUUCACAUCCAGAGAUCUGGCUACAGUGCUAAAUACACGUUCACGGGAUUUGUGGACAAGUUCAGGAUGUUAUUCCCAAAAGGCGCAACUGCAACUUCUGAGCACAUAACUCAACUGUUUGAGAGGAUGAAGCUGGAUAAGUCCUCCUACCAAAUAGGAAAAACCAAGGUGUUCCUCAAGGAAAAGGAGAGGCAGCUGCUCCAGGACUCUCUGAACAAAGAAGUGAUGCGACGCAUCAUCAUACUGCAGCGCUGGUUCCGCGCUUGUCUGAUGAGACUGCACUUUCUGCAAAAGAAGGAUGCCACAGUCCUCAUACAGAGAAACUGGCGUGAAUUUUAUGAGAAGCAAAAUCAAGCAGCGUCAGUGAUCCAGACAGCUUGGAAGACUUCCCUGAAGAGGCCGAAUCGGCAACCUGAGGAUGAGGAGUCGUCUAAAAGCCGCCAUGGAAGAGACAGGUUGUCAAAGAAAGAGUUAAAGAGGCAGCAUAAAGUGGACAUGAGCCCCAACAGGACUCAGCAGGUGGACUCAGGCAGCGGCCAGAGGGACCACAGCAGGGAGAAACGAGAUGGCAGAGGAUCCCCACCUCCUCUCAACAGACCGCUCUCCUUCCCUCUGGACCCUAACGUUGGCAGUGAAGAUCGUUCUCCCAGCCCCUCGAAGAGCAGUUCUCUGCAGCGCUACAAUGACAUGGCUGGCAUCAAGGAGAAGGCCGAGAAGUGGAGGGAAAGGUACAGCGAGGGCGACCCGACAGACGACUCAAGUCCAGAAGUUUACAGACGAAGAGACAGUAGGAAAGAAGCAUUUCACUCCAGAGUGAAGUCCAUGUCUGCUGAUGAACUGUCCCGUGUCAGCUCAUCAGGCUCUGAUAGCUCACCUUCAGCCAACGAGGUCAAUGUGCGCUUCCGCAAGCAGCCCAGACGCAAGCGGCGCUUAGCCUACGCCCGCAGCGGUCUGAUGCUUAACUUUGGGGGCUCCAAGGAAAGCGAGUACUGGAGCUUCCCACUGCCCCCCAUGAGCCCCCAUAUGCCCAGCCUGAAGAGCUCGGCCAGUAGUGUGGAUGUCCGGGCCCUCAAAUCCCAGGUCAAGUUGCCGGCGGAGCCUGAUGGGUCGAGGUUCAGCCUUCCAGCCAGACGCACCGAUGACGACUUGGGACAACACGGGUCCAACCAAUCACAGCUCACAACUCCCGAAAGGAUUUGGUUCCUCAGUAGAUUCCUGAGGAAACGUGCACAGAAAUGCGUCCCAGGCAGCGACUCUUCGUCAGAACAAGCAGUCACCUUGCCCAGGUACACGACACAUCCAUACCACGUGUCAAACCAAAGCAGUGGGCGGGCCACUCGAAACCCCACCAUCCGAAUCAGCCGGGCCACACGGGCGAUCGAGUGGAACACUUCUCUGGACCGAGAGAUCACCGACCCCAAGGAGCUGCGGAACCUGGACGAGUUCCUCGGCAACCAGGUGAAUGACCUGCGGUCAAGAAUGAAAGAACUGUCGCCCACAGAGAACAUUUUCCUCACAGCCACCAUGCAGUUCAGAGAGACCAUCAAAGGGAUGUACUCUGUCGAGAAGCCCCGGAUCGCCUACAAGGAUCUGAUGAAAGGCUACCACAGCAAAGUGACCACACUGGCAGGAUUCAAAGAGAAGGCAGAGGUCUCACUGGUGGUCAACCUGUUCCAGUCUGUGCUGGACGGCUUCAUCAGAGGAGAAAUAAAACGAGUGGAGUCUGACCCAACAAAGGCUACUAAAGUUACAAAAAAGAGGAGGAAAAAGGACAAAUGUCUUGAUAAUCCUCUGGAUCACUUGUUCAGCACAUACCAGGUGAACAUCAUGCAGUCAUGUGACUUGUGUGGCUCCUACAUCUGGGGGAUGGAGAAGGCCUACAUGUGCAGCGCUUGCAAGUUGAUAUGUCACAAGAAAUGCCUGAAAAAGAUCAUCACAGAUUGCUCUACACGCUGUGCCAGGCAGGAUGAGAGUGUACCUGGCUCCCUUCACUUUGGGGUGCAGGUGUGUGUCCUCACCAGUAAAGCCAACCCUGUGCCCAAGGUAGUGGAGAUGCUGCUAAUGCAUGUGGAGCUGAACGGCCUCUACACUGAGGGCAUUUAUCGCAAGUCGGGCUCAACCUGCCGCGCGAGGGAACUUCACCAGAUUCUGGAGACCAAUCCUGAGUCAGCGUGUUUAGAGAAUUACCCCAUCCACACCAUCACAGGUCUGAUGAAACGAUGGCUCAGAGAGCUGCCUGAUCCCCUCUUGACCUACUCCCUCUAUAGUGACUUUUUGCAUGCUGCAGAGCUGCCAGAGAAACCAGAGAGAAUCAGGGCUAUAUACCAAAAAGUUGACGAACUUCCUCCUUCUAAUUACAACACACUGGAGCGGCUUAUUUUUCACCUUGUUAGGGUGGCAAAGGAAGAAGAGCAUAAUAAAAUGUCAUCAAGCUCCCUUGCUAUUGUGUUUGCCCCCUGUAUCUUGCGCUCCCCUGACGCUGACGACCCCUUCCUUGGAAUGAGGGAUGUAGGCAAGGCUACACGGUGUGUGGAGACUCUGAUAUCCGAGCAGUUCAGACGCUACACGGAGAAGAUGCAGAAUAUCCAGGAGCUGGAAUAUGCAGAGGCCCUGGCUGUGAAUCAACUCAGACUCAAGAGGCAAAACACUGUUGUUGAAAAGCCCUCAGAAUUGACUGUUCCAGAGGAAUUAAGUACUAACGACAUGGAGAAGACGCUCAUCGAAAGGAUCAAAUCCAUCAAGCAGGAAAAGAUGGACUUGGCCUACAGGUUACCUGACCUGGAGCAGGAGCACUCUGACAACGAUAACCUGGACUCAUCCUCAUCAAUGAGCACAGAGAGCCUAGAGGAGCGUCUGAGGAGUCUGGAUUCGGAAGGAAAGGUGACGAUGCGAACUCAGAGCCAGAAACCCGACUGCCCACCGAAACCUCCUGACCUGGCACAGAGAGUCAGAAGCCUGAUGGCUCAGUCAAUGGACAAACAAUUGGAGUUCACAUCGGGACAAAAGAGAGAUGUCACUCAAUCCAUGUGCUUCCUGCCCAGCCAAGACCACCCCUCUGCAACCAGCGAGCCUCGGGUCACCAGCAGCACUUUCAAUGGGAGCUUUGACGACCUGGACAUCCCAUACAUAGAUGAAGAUGAGGAGCCAAGUUGAGCGCCAACACCAGGAGUUCUUAUUAUAUAUUUGAAUAUGUGUGUGUGUAUGUGUUCAUAGAAGACUUGUUACGGCAAAAAGAACUGUGCACUUUGCCGUACAGAUUUUCCAUUUGUCAGUGCUGCUAUGGAAACAAAGUGCCGUACGAAUUGAUGUUUAUUUAAGGGAUACAUUGUAUAGGGUCACUUCCUUCAGGGGUAUGAUUUGUUGCAGAUUUGAUCAAGAACUAUCAGCAAUAACUGUUCGUACUAUGAUUCUGUUCGAGGAAGUAUGACUGCCAGAUGGAAACAGUCGUACUUUGUCCACAUAUGAUCAGAUGAUUGAGGUCUGAUGUGAAUACCUGGUCUGAACUUGGUCUAAAUCUGUCUGUGUAUCACUAUGUGAUUUUAAACAUAAUUCAGGAUUGCACAGUACAUAUUUCAGAGAAGGUUUUUCUAUUGGAUAGUUUGUGUUAAGCUGCGUGUGUUGUCUUUAUAAACGAGUUGGGCAACAUAAUGAGGAGCAAUUCAGGAUUCAAGUACCUCCCAUACCAGUGGUUCAUACCCUGAGCUUGUUGACGAUGGCACAAAAAACGUUUUAUUUUUGUACAUAGAGAGACUCUUCCUUGUACAGACACUGUGACAUUGCAUUUUUUCAAACUAAUUGAAACUGCUCAUUUGUUUUGUCUGACUAUACUUUAUACUGACUGCUAUGAGUGAUCACUGUACCGACCUACGAAAGAAACAAUAAUAACGCUGCCCUUCUUGACUGAAUUUCUUUUCCCCAUGUUUUUCUUGGUUUCAAAAGGCUUUGCAGUCUCACCAAGUAAAUUUGUUAAUUGUGCAUGUACAUUUUGUUAAGGGGUUGCAAAUAUACAUUGUGGUGGAUGGCCUCUGA